This is a messenger RNA of Heterobasidion irregulare TC 32-1, 790 nucleotides long. RefSeq lists its product as uncharacterized. Bases 19 to 177 code for a protein of 52 amino acids. The transcript has 2 exons. Lineage: Eukaryota; Fungi; Basidiomycota; Agaricomycetes; Russulales; Bondarzewiaceae. The record is from RefSeq and is a predicted model, not a curated record.
CAACGUACUCAAUCUAGAAUGCAAGACUUGAAGUUGGAGUCAGGGAAUCGGUCUAGAUCCUGCAAAUCGAAAUCGCUUUACAGGGACCACAUCCUACGAAAGGGCUUCUCGAACGAACGUGUUGGCAUUCACGUUUGCGCCUGUCGGUUAGGUCUGCGUGCGGUCAUCUGGUUGUAGACACCGACUGCCAUCUCGCAACUUUCAAAAUGGUGGACGUAAAGUGUCUGUCACACCCUCGUAUUAUUAUGACUCCGUCAUAUUUGGCAUGCGAUACUUGCAUGACUUUCAUUCUCUGAGAUUUCUGGCUUCAGUCACACAGCAAUUAUAGGCAUCUCAGGCUAGCCUCGGUGCGUAGUUCACGAAAAUUUCUGCAGCUUGCGAUGGGGCAAGUGAGAAACGAGCCUCCUCGCUAUGUCCUGAUCACUAGGAUACCGUGAGUGUUUGGUUCCACUCUUUCGGCAAAGGCUGCCGCGUUCGCGUUAAGUGGUCAGAGGGUGUCUCUUCGUCUUCUAUCAUCGUUGAUUCCAUGCGCCCACGGCCUGUCGAUCGCUUAGCCGUAGCGGAAGCGAGAUCGGUGUCUACGCUCUCCACAGUGCAUUGUGGGUGUCAUCAAGUGUACCCAUCGACUGCGUUCCAGUUUCGGUUGGUUCACCGUUCCCUUUCUUCACAUCUACCUCAGUAACAGCUUGCUCCGUCGUCGUGUUGUACACGAGCUUGCGACUUUAAAAAGGUUUAUUCCUCGUUUUUUUCUGCAGCAUAUACUUCCGACCCCGGAUCAUGUCUCCCGUGC